Messenger RNA from Cuscuta campestris, 999 nucleotides. The record is from the annotation of a GenBank genome assembly. Lineage: Eukaryota; Viridiplantae; Streptophyta; Magnoliopsida; Solanales; Convolvulaceae.
GGUGAAGGGCAAUCAACCACAAGGCCACCUCUUUUUGAUGGAACCAAUUAUAAAUAUUGGAAAAAACGAAUGGGAAUCUAUAUUCGUUCCACAAACUUCCAAUUAUGGUUGGUUAUCAAAAACGGGGAAGAGGUGCCGAUGAAGAAAGUCGGAGACAAGUUGAUCCCUAAGACCGAAGAUGAAUUUGAUGUCGAGGACAUCAAAAAGGUCGAAAAUUAUGCAAAGGCAAUAAACAUGCUUUAUUGUGCCGUAAACCCUGAUGACUACCGCAAAAUCUCCUGCUGCUCAACCGCUAAGGAGAUAUGGGAUAAACUUGAGGUGACGUACGAAGGAAUAGACCAAGUAUGUGAAGCCAAGAUCGACUUCCUAACCCAAGAAUAUGAGAUGUUUAGGAUGAAGGAGCACGAGAAGAUCGACGACAUGUUCGACCGAUUUUCCAAGAUAGUCAACGAUCUUCAUGCAUUGAAGAAGACUUACACCGACAAGGAUCUUAGAAAAGGCAUAGCAUUAAAAGCCUCCAAAGAACUGACAAUGAAUGACUCAAGCGACGAAGAUGAAGUCAAGCUUAUCAUGAAGAAGUUUUGCCACCUUCUAAGGAAGAAUGAGAAGGUUGAGGAUGGCCCUAUGUGCUAUGGAUGUGGUGAAGCCGGGCACAUAAAAAAUAAAUGCCCGAGAAGCGGAAGGAAUGCUCGUCACUUCAAAAGGCAAAGGGCAUACAUCUCCUGGGGUGGCGACUCCGGCGACGAGUCAACCGACCAAGACGAGGAUGAAGCUGCCAAUCUUUGUCUUAUGGCACACGAGGAAGACUCACUGGUGGUCCCAAAGUGGUGAGAUACAAAGUCUAGAGGGGGGGUGAAUAGACUUUGUUACAAAUUAAAAACUUUUUCGUUUCUUUUUGAAAACGUGAAAAUAAGUGUUUAAUCUAGAGUUCUUGUCAACCUUAGAUUGUGUGCGGAAGUUGGUGGUUUAGUUGAGCAGUAAUCAAUAUGGAUGGGUUAG